CCCGGCCCGCCAGCCCUCCCUGCUGCAGCGCCCCGAAUUGAGCCAUGCUCGGCCGCCAGACUCCUUGUCGCCCCCUCCCCCUAGCCCCCCUCCUCCUCCUCCUCCUCUUCCUGGCCUCCCCGGCCACUCCGGGGCCCAAGGAGAGUGACUUCUACAACUUCAAGGUGGUCAAUAUCAGGGGCAAGUGGGUGUCCCUGGAGAAGUACCGCGGCUCGGUGUCACUGGUUGUCAAUGUGGCCAGUGAGUGUGGCUACACAGACCAGCACUACCGAGCCCUUCAGCAGCUACAGCGGGAACUGGGCCCAUACCAUUUCAAUGUGCUGGCCUUUCCUUGCAACCAAUUUGGCCAGCAGGAGCCAGACACCAACAAGGAGAUUGAGAACUUUGCCCGGAAGACUUAUGGAGUCUCCUUCCCCAUGUUUAGCAAGAUCGCUGUCCGUGGUACUGGGGCCAAUGCUGCCUUCAAGUAUCUGAUUG
Messenger RNA from Trichosurus vulpecula (common brushtail), 477 nucleotides. RefSeq names its product glutathione peroxidase 7 (gene GPX7). Gene Ontology annotation, molecular function: glutathione peroxidase activity. The record is from RefSeq and is a predicted model, not a curated record. Lineage: Eukaryota; Metazoa; Chordata; Mammalia; Diprotodontia; Phalangeridae. Gene Ontology annotation, biological process: response to oxidative stress.